This is a messenger RNA of Fusarium vanettenii 77-13-4, 2991 nucleotides long. RefSeq lists its product as uncharacterized. NCBI's taxonomy places the organism in Eukaryota, Fungi, Ascomycota, Sordariomycetes, Hypocreales, Nectriaceae. The transcript has 5 exons. The coding region runs from base 1 to 2991 and encodes 996 amino acids. The record is from RefSeq and is a predicted model, not a curated record.
AUGGCCGAGGUGCUCGGGAUCGUAGCGGGCGCCGCCCAGCUACUUGAUCUCAGCACCCGAGUCUUGGUCGCGUCGUCCAGCCUGUAUGGCAAACUCAAGAGCAUCCCCGGCGAGAUCGAGACCCUCAAGAAGAACACGGAACUCUUCAUUGAUCUACUCUGGAUGAUCAGCAGCGACUUUGACGGGCCCAUCAACUCCCAAGUCCACUCCCUACAUGUCACCCAUCGAAUCACAUCGAUCCUUCACGAUGCGAGAAAGGAAUCUGAGGAGCUCGCGCUACUCCUCGAGGGACUUUCCUCCAACAACUCUAGCACAGUGAGACGCAAUUGGUCCGCUGUUGUAGGUGCAACCAAGGAAAAGGACAUCGCAGAGAGGUGCCGUCGAAUCGAGUCGUUGAAAUCCACGCUUCAGUUGUGGUAUCAGCAUCAAAGUAACGCAGGGCUGCGCGGGGUCAAACAUCAACUAGCUAUUAUGAAGCGGCUCGGCUCUCACGAGGACCCUGUUCCUUCUCUCGACGGCCCUCUUGGGCGCCGUCGGCGCCGACCCAGACGCAACGGCGCGUUUUGCACUUGUCGGCCUUCCGGCUCCAGUACUUACUUACGCAUCUAUGGACUCCAACUCUUCUGCUCCCAGGAGACCGCCCACUCGCCGAAUUGUCCUCAACGAGAUAGCUCGACUUCGUGGUCAUGCGGCGUGCGUGCCCUCAGCCCAAGAAUCCAGAUGAUGGUUGGAAUCCAGCUUGGUGGAUGGACCCUAUCCAUGGUUGGAAGACUAUCCCCUCACAACAUGGUCGACGGAAAGAAAUCUCCUGCUUUCAUUGCUAUAGACAAAGCUUGCCUGGCCCUGGAAUCUCUGGAGGAGCGGUGCGACGCGUUGAGGCCACCUGGAGUCUGUAUAACAGAUUACCAGUGGCCAUCAUAUCUAGAUUCUAUUUCAGCCAGAUCGUGUGUGCAGGAGGAAGCCAAAGCAACCUUUGACACUCUAUUUCAGCAACUUCGUGAAGCGUUUCAAUCUGGCAAGGCAUCUCCAGGCGACCGCAUGGCUAAUGGCAGAACUCUUCUCCACGAUUUUGUUUCCGUUGCGGCGCAAUGUGUUAGUUUACAUGGGGCCCUCUAUCGUGUUUUGGAUGCUAUUGUUAAGCUCCUUGUGGCGGGCAAUGCUGACCCCAACGCAUGCAUACCAUACACAGGGUCACCUGUUAAUCCUCUCUGCCACGCAUCUAUGGCUGUGAAGAAGAAGGCUGAUGUUCAGGAUAACAAACUGGACGAGAUUCUUAUCAAGCACGGAUGCGACACAUCGCAGGCCUUGCAAUACAGGGCGACCGAACCACAUCUUGUAGGGAUGUUGAUCAAGAACCAUCAUCUCCUAGAAGAUCACGAUCAAUAUCCCGCACAUGUUGCUGUGAUAAAAAGAUCCGAGGUAGAGCUAAGGCUCCUCUUGAUGCAGAACAAGAUCGACUUGCAUACAAAAACACCUUCUCUUCUGAGCCUUGCUGUUGGUUGGACUACUGGCCUGCAAAUCCUACUGGAAGCAGGGGCAAAUCCAGACGACGCCAUCUUGACAGGUAUCUGGCAGGAUCACCUUCCAAGCAUCGAGCUGCUGGUUAAUAAUGGCUGCUCCUUGUUUGAUCUUGGUCGCGGCAGUUUUACACAUGGCCGAGAGCUCAAGGCAGAUGCAAUAUUCUUUGCUACCUUGGUUCCAGCCUCUUCAGAUGUGAUCCGCCUGUUGGUUCAAAAAGUGGUAGAAAGAAGACUGGAACUGCUGCAGCUGGCAACGAAGCAGCUCCCCGAGACGUGCUUGAACAGCCUGGGAUAUAACAAACAACAGCAGACCCAACUUUUGCUUGACUACAACGCUCUCGAGAUAUUCAGACAACUUGAAGCUCGCAAGGUGCAAGUGCCCAAGUCCCUAUGGCCUGGGUCUACGACCACUCUCUACCACCACAGUUGGAUGACAGACACUUUGGCCAAGAGGCUAUACGAUGUCGGGUUUUGCAGCAUCGAUGAACAAGACGGAAAGGGCCAUUCGCCUCUUAUGAACACAGUUUUACGUUGUUAUACCUGGGAUUGCAUCCGGUUCGCUCAAUGGUGUUUGAGAAAAGGGUCCCAAUUGCCUAGAUCAAUGGAGUAUACCGACUUUCUUGACCAAGCCACAGAAUUCACACUCUCGAUUUCGUCUAAUGUCUGGAUUACGAAAGACUCGAAACUUUUCGGGCCCCUGAGCGUAUUCUCGCAACUUCAUCCCAAUGGAGUUGAGCAACGCGAUGGCUGCUACUGUUGGUGCAGUACGUCAGGUUGUACCCCAGUUGGCAUAGUUCUUAGGAAAAAUUCUUGGGGCUGGCUCGUACCAAGAUACCGCCAGCGCUGGCUUUUCAACAUAGCCAGGUACUCCUACUUAGGGUUAUCCCUUAGCCCAGACACAUUUGCGGAUAUUUGCAGGUUGGAAGUUUUUGAUCGCCUAGGCAUGGCCCAUACAUGCUCUCAUUGGGCGUGUGAUUGCUACCGCGUUUAUGGCCAUUCCUACAGCGGUUGUUAUGGUGGUGAUGACAGCAGCAGCGAACUGGAGGAACUCCAAGAAGAAGACCAUCAUCUAAAACAAGCCUUGGAUUCUUACCUUGAGUUAUACCUCUGCCUCUAUCAAAUCCAUGCGGAUCGUUUUGAAUCUUUCUGGAUCGCGUGGUGGAUCGCACUCGAGUACUUCUUACCUUUCGAGACAAGCAACAAAUACCACCGCCAUCUCCCUCUCAAAUUGGACAGCGUUUGCGAUCCCCGACGUUGCGAUGAGGAUCAAAGCCAUGACAGUUAUGAACCAAGAGUUGAGGCCAUCACGGCCUUCCUCGAUGAGUGUGUCCCACAGCUCGGUUCUGAAACAAGAGCUAGGUUUCUUCGUCAAUUUGAGCUGACGGAGAGUGAGUUUCGGUCUUUUAGCGAAUGGAGUGAUUACGACGGUUUGUUCGACGAUACUGAUGGAGAUGGAGAUGAUAGUGAUUGA